This is a messenger RNA of Ipomoea triloba (trilobed morning glory), 540 nucleotides long. RefSeq names its product probable E3 ubiquitin-protein ligase XBOS34. Bases 1 to 540 code for a protein of 179 amino acids. Lineage: Eukaryota; Viridiplantae; Streptophyta; Magnoliopsida; Solanales; Convolvulaceae. The transcript has 2 exons. The record is from RefSeq and is a predicted model, not a curated record.
AUGGUUCAGUGCAAUGGAUGGGAGAGUGCUGCUCAAAAUCCUACUCAGGAUCCAAGAGGAUCAACUAGCAGACUAACAUCCUCGGAUGUUUACAGCAGUGAAUGGAUCGAUAAUCCCACCAAAGAAAAUAGUAGAAGGCGGGAUAAUGUGCAUGGAAGAAGUCCUGGCAAGAAUCAACUUGACAACAGUGGAACUCAAGACGGUAUACACCAUACAACAGAUUUUGCAGUGCCUUCAGCUCCACCAGCUCCCGAGCCAGUAUUAAGUGAAAGAUCAGUUCAUUAUCCAACCAUAGAUCUUACUCCAGUGGAAUUCUCGUCUUCUCCUGUAGAUGAGCAAGAAGGUUUACAGAAAACAGAUAAACUACACAAUUCUCCAUUGUGCAUAAUAUGUUGGGAAUCUCCUGUUGAGGCAGCAUGCGUUCCCUGCGGUCACAUGUUUGGCUGCUUGUCAUGCUCAAAUGAUAUCAAAAGCAGGAAAGGGGAUUGCCCUGUUUGUCGACAGAUGAUUGAUCAGGUCAUAAAGCUCUAUGCAGUCUAA